Messenger RNA from Callorhinchus milii (elephant shark), 2262 nucleotides. RefSeq names its product lysophospholipase 1. Gene Ontology annotation, molecular function: palmitoyl-(protein) hydrolase activity; carboxylic ester hydrolase activity. Lineage: Eukaryota; Metazoa; Chordata; Chondrichthyes; Chimaeriformes; Callorhinchidae. The record is from RefSeq and is a predicted model, not a curated record. Gene Ontology annotation, biological process: protein depalmitoylation. Gene Ontology annotation, cellular component: cytoplasm.
UGGGUGGGCGGGAGUUGUGAGAGCGAGGGUCAGGCUGUGGGUGUCGCGAGACAAGGCUGGGGCCAGGUAACGGUUUGAUUCAAACGGUUCCCCAGAGCGAGCGCGAGAGAGAGCGCGGGCAGCGGAGGGAGGAAGGCGACCGGGCCUCUGACUGACUUUCCUGCCCGCCCUGCCGGCCGCUGGCCCUUUGUUUAGCUGCUCGCUUUGGACUUGUAUGUGUGGCAACAACAUGUCAGCGCCACUUCCUGCGAUGGUUCCUGCUGCGAGGAAAGCCACGGCCGCGGUUAUCUUUCUACAUGGAUUAGGAGACACUGGACACGGCUGGGCAGAAACACUGGCUGGUAUCAAGUCUCCACAUGUGAAAUACAUUUGCCCACAUGCGCCUGUUACACCAGUAACUCUAAACAUGAAAGUACCAAUGCACUCAUGGUUUGAUAUUAUUGGACUUUCUCCGGAUGCUGAUGAGGAUGAAACUGGCAUUAAAAAUGCAGCAGAAAGUAUUAAAGCAUUAAUAGAUGAAGAAGUUAAGAAUGGAAUACCAUCUCAUAGGAUUAUUUUGGGAGGAUUUUCUCAGGGAGGAGCUCUGUCAUUGUAUACAGCUCUAACAACACAUCAAAAACUGGGGGUGAUUGGUCUUAGCUGUUGGCUUCCACUUCGGGAUUCUUUAUCACAGGCAGUAGCUAAUGGUCCGAACAAAGAAAUUCAUGUUCUUCAAUGUCACGGGGAGGCUGAUCCUUUAGUGCCCCUAAUGUUUGGUUCUCUCACUGCUCAGAAGUUAAAAACUAUCAUUAAUCCAAACAAUUUCACUUUUAAGACCUACUUGGACAUGAAGCAUUCUUCUUCUCACCAGGAAAUGAUGGACGUCAAGGAAUUUAUUGAGAAGCAACUACCUCCAAUCAACUGAAAUCACAUUGGAGAUCAUUUUUUUCUGAAACUUGGCUCCUCGGAUCAUGACUGAUGUUAAUUCUUCCCUUCACCUGCAUUCUGAGAUGUCAGUCAUCUGUUAUUUUUUUUUCACAUUUUUUACCAUCUUACAUUUUGUAAACUUCAUCUAGGAACUUGGGAGUGUAAUUUCUUUUGAAGUUUAACAAGUACCAAGUACUGCAAGGAUCAUAUUGGGAACAUUUCACUGCUCAUCCUUAAAUGUUUGGCUUGUCACUUUUAUCUUUCCCAAGUAUAAUCUGCUUUGCAUUUACUUGCAUUGUGUCUUUCAAUCUUUGUCAACUGAUUGUGGUGGGUAGUAGUGCUCUCUGAACUGCAUGAAAAAGGUAUAAGAAAUCAAUUUCUAUAAACCCCUGAAUGGACUGUUGCUCAUCACUAGUCUAAAAUGUAGUGUAUAUAUAUAGUUGCAAAUAAAAUAAACUGAAUGAGAUUUCAUUCAAUAACCAAAGGUGGUGCUUUAUAAUAUUUCCUAUAAAUGUAGUGUUGUGAUUGGUGUUUAAAUACAGAUAUGUAUUUGUAACAAAGGUUUAUACAGUACUUAUGAAGAACAAUAUAAACCGGUUGAUCAUCAGUUGAAGCACAACAUGCUACUUUAAUUUAACUUCCCAUAUAUUUCACCUUUACAAAAAUAUGCAAACACGAACUGCAAUUUAUGAAUCCAGUAUUUUGUCAUUUCAAUGGCAUUGGAUGUAACAUUGUCUGUCUGGGAUUAUAAUGUAUUAAAUAUCAAUUUAAGAAGUUACAGUAGGAAUAAUUGGGUUUGGUUGCAGAUUUUUACCAUGUAAGUUUUCUUCAGUUUAAAGAACUAAAUUGUGUGAUUGUAACUUUAUAUGAAUACCAUUAUAUAUUUCAGUUAGACAAUUUCUUCUGCUAUUGUAAUGGAAAAAUUUGGCUUGUGUAUUUUUGUAUACUUGCUUUUUAUGGUGUAGUUAUCAAGAUUAUGUUUUAAGUUCUACUAUAGUGUGUUGAGCUAAACACCAUCUUGUAAACAAUCUUGACACAUCAAGCAGAAUGUUGAUGUGGCGUGUUUGAGACCUGAAUGAUUGCUUAAAAUGCAAGUGAAUUUCAAUGACAAAAUAGAAAUUGAUUAAUCUUUCAUACAUGAAGUGUAAGAGCCAUGUCAGGGGCAUUCAGAGUUGUUUGUGGUUAUCAUUGGUACAGUACUGACUUAUUCUUAAACUUUUUUAAUACAAUUUGUGGGGUGAACUCAUCUGUAAAUUGCAAUGGAAAUAUGUUGCACACCUCUUCAAAACUAAUGUAGUUUAUGCUUGGGUUAAAAUGUUUCAGAAAUAAAACAAUAUUCCAAUUGGUUAAAUAUGA